Molecule: messenger RNA, 945 nt
Organism: Mycena citricolor
Lineage: Eukaryota; Fungi; Basidiomycota; Agaricomycetes; Agaricales; Mycenaceae
Source: the annotation of a GenBank genome assembly
AUGUCAGGACAUCACCGCAUCACCCUCGCCGCCAAUCCCCCCUACUUCGAUGGCGACAAGUCCAAGUACCUGGGCUUUGUGGACGCGUGCACCACUUACAUUGGUGCCUAUCGGUCAGAGUUCUCACUGGACGAGACGAAAAUCCUCUUCGUCCUGUCCUACCUCCGCAAUGAGAGCGGCACAAGCUGCGCCGCCUCAAGAUGGGCGAUGAACUGGAAGCAGCACAAUUUCGAGGGCUUCCAAGGACUAAAGGCGGGAGUCACCGCGACAAGCUUCUUGGAGGAGCUUCAGAGGGCCUUUGGGGAUUCUAACGCAGAGCAAGUCGCUGCCGCCCGACUCAUGGCCCUUCGCCAGGGCAGACGGUCCUUCGCGGACUACAUCUCUGACUUCGAAAUGCUGGCUGCGGACGCGGGGUACAACGUGGUCGCCUUAACCGAUGACAAGGGCGAGUACAAGAAGGGGGAUCAGGACAACAUCCUCAUCGAGUUCCUCGAGCGCGGACUCAGCAGCGAAAUUGCAAGCCGCCUCUACAACACCGGUGUUCCCCUGCCCAAGGCAUAUGGUGCCUUCAAGAAUUGGUGUGUCAACAUCGAGGCGAACGCUCUACGCGAUCAGCUGCGCAAAGCAUCGCAUGCGCAAUCCGCACCACGACCGCCUCCCCAAUUCCGCCCGCAGGCAGCCCCAAUGACACCUGCACCCGCCCCGGCCCGACCCGCUGCCAACGAGCCAGUUCCGAUGGAAAUCGAUCGCACCCACGCCCGCGGCCGCAAUAUCAUCUGCUACAACUGUCAGCAGCCUGGGCACAUUGCGCGGAACUGUCCGGAGCCAAGGAAGAAGCGCACAUUCUUCAAUCGGGCCACGAUGUUGGAAGAGAUCGAGAACGGGGACAAGGACAACGAGUUCCUCAAGGAGAUCGCUGAGAAGCUGCGCGAGAAGGGUUUUUGA